UAAACUAUAUUAAUGAUGGAAAUCUUCAGUUGCAGCUCAGAUGGGAUUCUUGAAUUGGAGCCAAUGAAUCCAUACCGUCGCCUUCUCAUGCAUCGUCUUGCAGACAUAUUUGGCUUUGCCCAUGAAUCUGUUGGUGAGGGUGAUGAUCGGCACUUGAUCUUAGAGCGACGUCCAGAUACAUCAAUACCUUCCAUUCUUGUCAGUGACAUCUUGUGGCACUAUGAUGAGCCUCAGUCUGUCUCAGUGUCCCACCAGUUACUGAGGAGAGAAGAAUCUCAAUCAGGUAAAGGAUUUUCAGCUUCUCACUUGCUCAAAAUUUAUGAAUUUGUCACGCAACUUUUAUAUCCCUGUCCUUUUCACCACUGAAGCCAACAAAAAUGUGACUAAUAUGCUAAG
Carica papaya (papaya) is the source of this 396-nucleotide messenger RNA. The record is from RefSeq and is a predicted model, not a curated record. NCBI's taxonomy places the organism in Eukaryota, Viridiplantae, Streptophyta, Magnoliopsida, Brassicales, Caricaceae.